Molecule: messenger RNA, 360 nt
Organism: Alternaria arborescens
Lineage: Eukaryota; Fungi; Ascomycota; Dothideomycetes; Pleosporales; Pleosporaceae
Exons: 3
Coding region: 1-360 (119 amino acids)
Source: RefSeq, a predicted model, not a curated record
AUGCCUUUCACUACUCAACUCCGCACCAUCUCCAGACCUUUCAUCCAACAAUCACACCUUUUCAAGCAAACCUCCAUCAGAAUGUCUUCAACCAACCAGCACGGACAGGGUGCCUCGCACGCCACUGGACAGAGCGUUGUCCCAAACAAGGUCCAAGAGGCUGCCCCUAAGGGCCUCGAGGAGAGCCUGCCAGAGAGUGUUCAUCCCACCGGCAGCAACCCCAACAGCCAAUCUACAAGCAAGACCCACGCUCUUAACGAUGGCGAGGACUCGGUCGUGCCCAAGAAGAUCCAAGAGAUCGUUCCUGAGUCAGUUGAGCGAGCUCUCCCCAACUCUCUCCACAACACUGGAGACAAGUAA